AUGCCUUACCCCUAUCAAUUCCUUAAGUGCUCCGAUAAAAAAGAGCUUUUAGAUGCCUACAUAGGAAAACAUGUGAAAGAUCUUCCUACUCCUUCGUUGAUCAUAGACAGAAGCCAGGUGAAGAAAAACUGUAUGGCCACGUUUGAAACGGUAAGAAAACUCGGGUUUGAAUUCAGACCUCAUGUCAAGACUCACAAAACUACCGAAGGAACCCUUUUGGAGCUAGGUGAAGGAACGGAUUUCAGUACUUCUCGGAUCGUUGUCUCUACGCUUACCGAGGCUUGGAACUUACUUCCUCUUGUUAAAUCAGGACGUAUCGAUGAUAUUUUAUUCAGUAUGCCAGUAAUGCAGUCUCGUCUAGGAGAAAUGGCGGAUCUAUCGAAGUUUGUCAAGAAUUUCAGAAUGAUGCUAGAUAACCAGAAACAAGUGGAUGCCUUGGUUGAGUUUAGUAAGAAGAACAAUUAUGCCAAGAAAUGGUCGAUCUUCAUCAAGAUUAACAUGGGGUCUAACCGCGCCGGAUUUGAAUUGACCUCUUCAGAACUCAAACAAACUUUGCAGCAGAUAUUGACUACAGAUGCCAGGAACUAUAUUGAAAUAUACGGCUUCUACUGUCACGCAGGCCAUUCAUACGGCUGCCAUAGCCUGGAGGAGGCUGAAAAGGUGCUUGUAGAUGAAAUCAGUAGUGCCAAUUCGGCCGCUAAAAUGGCCCUGGAGAUCGACAAAUCCCUACAAUUGGUUCUUUCUGUGGGUGCCACACCUACCGCGCAUGCAGCUGGAUUGUACAACUCCGGUCAACUUGACUCGAAGCUCUACGGUGAAGUGGAGCUACACGCUGGUAAUUUUGCCUUCUGCGACUUGCAACAGGCUGGUACUAAUUGCUGUAAGCUAGAGAGUAUUGCAUGUACGGUGCUAGCAGAAGUGAUAUCGGCCUAUCCUGGUAGAGGUUCUCAGAAACCCGGUGAAGAGUUGGUGAAUGCAGGCGUUUUAGGUAUUGGAAGAGAGACAGGUGCCAUUCCAGGAUUUGGCAAAGUGUGCUGGCCAAAAGAAUACUCGAAUUGGAUAGUAGGAAGAGUGAGCCAGGAACAUGGUAUUCUUACAGUGCUAGACCAUCAUGAACCUACGAAGAUGAUCCCUAUCGGAACCAAAGUGUUAAUAUAUCCUCAGCAUACUUGCAUAGCUGCUGCGUGCUAUCCUUGGUAUUUUAUCGUGGAUAAUGUAGACGAAGUGGUGGAUGUUUGGGUACCAUGGAGAGGAUGGUAA
Molecule: messenger RNA, 1260 nt
Organism: Brettanomyces nanus
Lineage: Eukaryota; Fungi; Ascomycota; Pichiomycetes; Pichiales; Pichiaceae
Exons: 1
Coding region: 1-1260 (419 amino acids)
Biological process (GO): D-serine catabolic process
Molecular function (GO): D-serine ammonia-lyase activity
Source: RefSeq, a predicted model, not a curated record